CCUCUUUCUUGAAAAAACUUUGGCUAUGGGGGCUUUCCAUGCUUGACGGCAUGGGAAGUAUCCACUACUAACACAUUAAAAGAAUAUCUUUAACCACCCCACAAGUAUUAAAAAGAAAUCUUUAAUCAUAAAUAAGAGUUGCCUGAUGGAAAAUCCCCACUCACUUUCUUCCUAUAUAUACAUAGAAGAACGUGUGCAAAUCAUUUCUUGAGCCAGCCAAGCCUUUGGUAUUUGCACAAACCUUGGCCCUUUCUUUUUAAAAUUUUUCAGAUGUACUAGCAAAAUACUUAAAGUCUUAGCUUGCAAGUUUUUGGACCAAAGGCUCUUGGAAGCAGAUCGAAAAUGAGUUCUCGCUCUCCAAAGAAGAAUGAGAUGAUGAGAAGGGAAGAUAGCAAGUCCAUAGCCAUAAUCUUCAGAUUUGCAGAUUGGGUUGAUAUGUUACUUAUACUUCUGGGCACUAUUGGAGCUAUUGGAGAUGGCUUGUCAACCAACUGCCUACUGGUAUUUGCCAGCCGCUUAAUGAACAGCUUGGGCCAUGGUAAGACCCAGCAAAAUCAAGGGAAUUUCUUGAGUGAAGUUGAAAAGUGCAGUUUAUACUUUGUAUACCUGGGAUUAGCAGUCAUGGUGGUGGCUUUUAUGGAAGGUUAUUGCUGGAGCAAAACCAGCGAGCGACAGGUUCUGAAGAUCCGUUACAAGUAUUUGGAAGCUGUUCUUCGACAAGAAGUUGGGUUUUUCGAUUCACAAGAAGCAACCACUUCAGAGAUCAUCAAUGGUAUAUCAAAAGAUACUUCUCUUAUACAGGAAGUACUUAGUGAAAAGGUGCCUUUAUUUUUGAUGCACGCAUCUGUGUUCUUCUCAGGACUUGCAUUCUCCACUUACUUUUCAUGGAGGCUAUCUGUAGUAGCCUUUCCAACACUACUUCUCUUAAUAAUCCCUGGAAUGAUUUAUGGGAAAUACCUUCUAUACUUGUCCAAGAAAGCUCACAAGGAGUAUGGGAAAGCAAACGCCAUUGUUGAGCAGGCUCUGAGCUCCAUCAAGACUGUUUAUUCAUUCACUGCUGAGAAGAGGAUUACUGAUAGAUAUUCAGCAAUUCUGGAUACGACAUCAAAGCUGGGAAUCAAGCAAGGCAUAGCGAAAGGUCUCGCGGUGGGGAGCACUGGUCUUUCCUUUGCAAUAUGGGCUUUCCUUGCUUGGUAUGGGAGCCACUUGGUUAUGUACAAAGGAGAAAGUGGAGGAAGAAUCUAUGCUGCUGGCAUUUCCUUCAUAUUGGGAGGACUAUCCCUUGGAAUGGCACUUCCUGAUUUGAAGUACUUCACAGAAGCUUCUGUGGCUGCUACACGAAUAUUCCACAGAAUUGACCGAGUUCCAGAAAUUGAUGGUGAAGAUGCAAAAGGACUUGUACUAGACAAAAUACAAGGCGAAAUUGAAUUCCAACAUGUCCAAUUCACAUACCCAUCUCGUCCAGAUUUCACUGUCCUCAAAGACUUCAGCCUCAAAGUUGAAGCAGGAAAAACAGUAGCCCUCGUUGGUGCAAGCGGAAGUGGAAAGUCCACUGCUAUUGCAUUGGUGCAGCGAUUCUAUGAUGCCAAUUGUGGAUUUGUGAGGAUUGAUGGUGCUGAUAUAAGAACACUGAAUCUGAAAUGGAUAAGAGGAAAAAUGGGUCUUGUUAGUCAAGAACAUGCACUAUUCGGGACAUCAAUUAAAGAUAAUAUAAUGUUUGGGAAGCUUGAUGCCACUAUGGAUGAAGUAACAGCUGCAGCUACAGCUGCAAAUGCUCAUAACUUUAUAAGGCAGCUUCCAGAGGGUUAUGAAACAAAGGUUGGAGAACGAGGAGCACUUUUAUCUGGUGGACAAAAGCAGCGAAUUGCCAUUGCUAGAGCCAUCAUCAAGAACCCUGUAAUUCUCUUACUUGAUGAAGCAACGAGUGCUCUUGACUCUGAGUCAGAGUCACUAGUCCAAAAGGCUCUUGAUCAAGCCUCCAUGGGAAGAACCACACUGGUGGUUGCCCACAAGCUCUCUACAAUUCGAAAUGCAGACCUCGUAGCAGUCGUUGACAAUGGACGCAUUAUUGAAAUAGGUUCACAUAAUGAUCUCAUUAACAUAAAAAAUGGCCACUACGCAAAACUAACAAAAUUACAGAGGCAGUUCAGCUGUGAUGACCAAGAAGAAAAUCCUGAUCAAGCACGUUUUUCUUCUGUUUCAAUAAGCAGUCCUGGACAAAUAAGCACAGGAAGAUCAAGUCCAGCUAUUUUUGAUUCACCAUUACCUGUUUUUGACAGCACAAAACCUGUAUCUCAUCCACCACCUUCCUUCUCUCGGCUUGUCUCUCUGAACCUUCCUGAAUGGAAGCAAGGCCUGGUGGGAAGCCUCUCAGCUGUAGUGUUCGGUGCUGUACAACCUGUGUAUGCCUUAACCAUUGGUGGCAUGAUUGCAGCUUUCUUUGCGCCGAGCCACGAGGAAGUGCAUACUCGAAUUCGUACUUAUUCUUUAAUCUUUUGCUCACUUUCCUUGAUUUCCAUCACUGUAAAUCUUGUACAACACUACAAUUUUGCUUAUAUGGGCGAAAGGUUAACCAAGAGAAUCCGAUUGAGAAUGCUAGAGAAGAUCUUGACUUUUGAGGCAGCUUGGUUUGAUGAAGAUCAAAACUCUAGUGGGGCUUUAUGUUCAAGAUUGAGCAAUGAGGCCUCCAUGGUUAAAUCCCUCGUCGCGGACAGAGUUUCUUUGUUAGUUCAAACUACUUCUGCAGUUACCAUAGCAAUGAUCAUGGGGCUAGUAGUGGCAUGGAAGCUUGCACUUGUAAUGAUAGCUGUCCAGCCCCUCACAAUUCUAUGUUACUAUACUAGAAAAGUUUUGCUCUCUAGUAUCACAGCUAAUUUUGUCAAGGCACAAAAUCAUAGUAGUCAAAUCGCAGCAGAAGCAGUCAACAACCAUAGAAUUGUUACUUCAUUUGGAAGUGUGGAAAAGGUACUUCAACUGUUUGAUGAGGCUCAAGAGGAACCAAGGAAGGAGGCAAGGAAAAAAUCAUGGCUAGCAGGAAUUGGUAUGGGAUCUGCUCAAUGUCUAACUUUCACGUCAUGGGCUCUAGAUUUUUGGUUUGGAGGAACUUUAGUGGAAAAGAGAGAGAUAUCAGCUAGCGAUGUGUUUAAAACAUUCUUUAUUCUGGUAAGCACUGGAAAGGUUAUAGCUGAAGCAGGAAGCAUGACUUCUGAUUUAGCCAAAGGUUCCACCGCAGUGGCAUCUGUGUUUCAGAUUCUUGACAGACAAUCUCUAAUACCAGGUUCUUCCCAUGCAGGGGAUGGUGCUAGUGCUGGAACCAAGCUAGAAAAAAUAAGAGGAUGGAUAGAGAUGAAGAAGGUUGAUUUUGCAUAUCCAAGGAGGCCAGAGACCUUAGUAUUGCACCAAUUUUCUUUGGAGGUGAAACCUGGCACAAGCGUUGGACUAGUAGGGAAAAGUGGGUGUGGAAAAUCAACAGUGAUCGGAUUGAUUCAAAGAUUUUAUGAUGUUGAGAAAGGUUCAAUUAAAGUGGAUGGAGAGGACAUAAGGGAACUAGAUGUUCACUGGUACAGGAGGCACACAGCGCUUGUAAGCCAGGAGCCGGUGCUAUAUUCCGGCAGCAUCUGCGACAACAUUGUGUUUGGAAAGCUUGAUGCUUCUGAGAAUGAGGUGGUGGAGGCUGCCAGGGCCGCCAAUGCUCAUGAAUUCAUUUCAUCAUUGAAAGAUGGGUACGAAACAGAGUGUGGGGAAAGAGGAGUACAACUAUCAGGAGGGCAAAAGCAAAGAAUAGCAAUUGCAAGAGCAAUAAUUCGCAACCCAAUGAUACUAUUACUAGACGAGGCAACAAGUGCACUUGAUGUGCAAUCUGAGCAAGUUGUGCAGGAAGCAUUAGACCGAAUCAUGGUGGGAAGAAGCACCAUCGUGGUGGCUCACCGGCUCAACACCAUCAAGAAGGUAGAUUCCAUUGCUUUUGUUGCAGAUGGGAAGGUGGUAGAGCGAGGAACUUACAGUCAGCUAAAGAACAAGAGAGGUGCCUUCUUUAACCUAGCCACGCUUCAGACCUAGAUGUGUGCAUAGAUAUGCUAGCUAUUGUAACCAUCACCAAUAAGUAAUUGUACCAAUGUGUGCAAAUGUCAGGCCAAGGGAGGGCUGGGAAUGCUAAAUUAAUAACUAGAAUUUCAUUGUAAAUAAGAGAAAACCAACUAUAGGCAAGCGGUUCUUGU
Hevea brasiliensis (rubber tree) is the source of this 4217-nucleotide messenger RNA. Its product is annotated as putative ABC transporter B family member 8. The record is from RefSeq and is a predicted model, not a curated record. The transcript is spliced from 9 exons. Gene Ontology annotation, cellular component: membrane. Lineage: Eukaryota; Viridiplantae; Streptophyta; Magnoliopsida; Malpighiales; Euphorbiaceae. Gene Ontology annotation, molecular function: ATP binding; ATP hydrolysis activity; ABC-type transporter activity. Gene Ontology annotation, biological process: transmembrane transport. The coding region runs from base 343 to 4059 and encodes 1238 amino acids.